Colius striatus (speckled mousebird) is the source of this 6100-nucleotide messenger RNA. It is a transcript of the gene RAB3GAP2, whose product is annotated as RAB3 GTPase activating non-catalytic protein subunit 2. The record is from RefSeq and is a predicted model, not a curated record. The coding region runs from base 147 to 4301 and encodes 1384 amino acids. NCBI's taxonomy places the organism in Eukaryota, Metazoa, Chordata, Aves, Coliiformes, Coliidae. Gene Ontology annotation, biological process: regulation of GTPase activity. The transcript is spliced from 35 exons.
CGGCCCGCAGGAGCGGGCAGCCCCGCGCAUGCGUCCUGCGCGGGGCCGCACGGCGCCGGGCGUCAGGGAAGUCUGUGACCAUUUCCGGGUUGGGCGGCGGCACCGGCACCACCACCACCGCUGGCACCGGCACCGGCAUCGGCACCAUGUCGUGCGCUCUGGUCCCUUUCGGUCACUUCCAGGACCUGGAGGCGGCUCGCGACUUCCUGGUGCCGCAGCGCCGCCGGGGCAGCCCCGCUGCCGGCAGGGAGAGCGCAGGCAAAUCAACAAGCUGGGAAGACAGUGGCUGGGGAGCUUGGGAUGAAGCAGAAUUACAAGAACCUGAAGAAGAGGAAUCUAAUUCCAAGAAUCAGAGAAAUUUCUGGCUUCAAGACUGUGUGUUGUCCUUGUCACCAACAAAUGACCUGAUGGUAAUAGCUAAUGAACAGAAAGCAGUCUUUUUAGUGCCUAAAUGGAAGCACAGUGACAAGGGAAAAGAAGAAAUGCAAUAUGCUGUUGACUGGAGUGGCUCUCUAAAUGUUGAAGAAGGUGAAUGUGUGAGUAGUGUAUUGUGUAUUCCAUUGGCAAGUCAGAAGAGGAGUUCCACGGGCCGUCCUGACUGGACCUGCAUUGUGGUUGGCUUCACCUCUGGCUAUGUUCGAUUUUACACUGAGAGUGGAGUACUGCUUCUUGCACAGCUUUUAAAUGAAGAUCCUGUCCUACAGCUUAAGUGCAGAACCUAUGAAAUUCCCAGACAUCCUGGUGUCACAGAACAGAAUGAAGAACUAAGUAUCUUGUACCCAGCAGCAAUUGUGACAAUUGAUGGUUUCAGCCUCUUUCAGUCGCUUCGUGCAUGUCGCAAUCAGGUGGCAAGAGCUGCAGCAUCUGGCAAUGAGAAUGUUCAGCCUCCGCCAUUAGCUUAUAAGAAAUGGGGUUUGCAAGAUGUGGAUACAAUUGUUGACCAUGCUAGUAUUGGCAUCAUGACACUGUGUCCUUUUGAUCAAAUGAAGACUGCCUCCAAUAUAGGUGGAUAUAAUGCAACUAUAAAAAACAGCCCACCUUCUAUGUCUCAGUAUGUUACUGUUGGAUCCAAUCCUUUCACUGGUUUCUUUUUUGCCUUGGAGGGUAGCUCACAGCCACUGUUGUCUCAUGUUGCUUUAGCAGUUGCAAGUAAACUGACUUCAGCAUUAUUUAAUGCUGCCAGUGGCUGGCUCGGUUGGAAGAGUAAACAUGAAGAAGAACCUGUCCAGAAACAGAAACCAAAAGUUGAGCCUGCAACUCCAUUGUCAGUGAGGUUUGGACUUCCAGAUUCCCGUCGCCAUGGUGAGAGGAUAUGUCUUUCUCCAUGUAACACUUUGGCAGCAGUAACAGACGAUUUUGGAAGGGUCAUUUUACUGGAUGUUACAAGAGGACUUGCAGUUCGGAUGUGGAAAGGAUACCGUGAUGCAGAAGUUGGUUGGAUACAGGCUGUGGAGGACCUUCAUGAGAGGGAAACUGAGAAGAUGGAUUUUUCUCCUUUUGGAAAUGCACAGGGUCCAAGCAGAGUAGCUCAGUUCCUUGUGAUCUACGCUCCAAGAAGAGGCAUUCUGGAAGUGUGGAGCACGCAGCAAGGGCCUCGGGUUGGAGCCUUCAAUGUGGGGAAAUAUUGUAGAUUGUUGUAUCCUGGUUAUAAAAUAAUGGGUCUAAACAAUGUGACCAGUCAGGGAUGGCAGCCCCAGACUUACCAGAUAUGCCUUGUUGAUCCAGUCUCUGGAAGUGUUAAAACUGUUCAAGUACCUUUCCAUUUAGCACUGAGUGACAAAAAGAGUGAGCGAGCAAAGGAUAUGCAUCUAGUGAAGAAGUUAAAUGCUUUACUCAAAGCUAAAACCUCAGAUCCAGAUUUGAUUGAAGCUGAAGCAAAGGAAUUAAUACUUGAUAUCAAAUACCCUGCUACAAAGAAACAGGCUCUGGAAAGUUUAUUGACAAGUGAACGUGUGCCACUUUCAUCUCUCACAAACAUCACUCAGACAUUAAUGGAUAAUUUAAAAAAACAGGAACUGGAGUGUGUGGAUGAAGGACUACUGCAGUUCUGUGCAAGCAAGUUAAAGCUAUUACAUCUUUAUGAACUAGUUAGCAAACUAAAUUCCCAAACCAUACAGAAGGACACUUCACCUUCAGAUAACGAUUUGGCUAAACUGCUUCGUCUGGAAGAAAAAGAUUUUCAUAGGCUUGAAACUUUACUGGAGAACUACAAGAAAGAAAACAUCCAAACUGCUGUUGGGUUUGAUGAUGAGAAGGACGAUGUAUUGUCUGUGAAAAUGUUCUUGGAAUAUUUGGAAUAUGGAAAGGAUGUGAUUAAUGUGAAAAAUAUGGAAGAUGGAGAAUACGUGGCUUUAGGCAGCUUUUUCUUCUGGAAGUGUUUGUGUGGGGAGAGUUCCACAGAGGAAAUGUGUCAUGCAUUGGAAUCAGCAGGUUUUAGCCCUCAAGUCUUGUUGUCACUCCUCCUCAAUUUAUGGCUUUCCAAGGAAAAAGAUAUUCUAGACAAACCAGAUUCUGUCAGUUGCCUUCACGCUAUGCUGUCACUUCUGAGCAAAAUGAAAGUUGCCAUAGAUGAGUCGUGGGACACUCAGUCCAGUUCUCCCUGGUGGCAGCAAAUGCGCUCGGCUUGUGUUCAGUCUGAAAACAAUGCUGCUGCGUUGCUGUCUGCUCACGUUGGGCAUUCUGUAACUGCACAGAUAAUUGACAGUGUGACAGAGAAAAAGUUUUCCCAGAUAAUUGUAGGUUCGGACACAGAAUCCUGGGAAGCACUUUCUCUUGAUGCUGAAUAUUGGAAACUUUUGCUGAAGCAGUUAGAGGAUUGUCUGAUACUUCAAACGCUACUGCACAGCAAAGUGAGCACAAGGACAAAAAGAGUUUCAUCACUCCAGACUGAGCCUUUGGGCAGACUUUCUGUAAAGAAAUUGCUUGAAGCUGGAAAAGGAGGAAUUGCUGAUGCUGUAGCAAAGUGGGUUUUUAAGCAAGGCUUCCAUCCUGUUGUGCUGAAUUUGGCCCAAUGCAAAACCAAUACACAUAGUACUGAGGAAUCUGUAGAAAUGCGUACUAAUGUCUUUCUUGAGGAACCACAAGCAGAUGCAGGCUUGGAAACAGUCCUAGAGUUGCUGCAACUAGCAUAUCAGCAGUUUCCAUGUAGUCUUGAAGUGGAUGUCCUUCACGCACAUUGCUGUUGGGAAUAUGUAGUGCAGUGGAAUAAGGAUCCAGAGGAAGCAUGUUUUCUCAUUAGGUCUAUAGAUCAUCUGAGAUGCAUCAUUAAUGCCCACGUACAGCACGGUAUCGCUUUGAUGAUGUGGAACACGUUCAUAGUAAAAAGGCUUUCUUCUGCCACGUAUCUGAUGGACAAGGUUGGAAAAGCUCCGAAGGACAGAUUAUGCAGAAGGGACGUAGGGAUGGGUGACACAGCAAUGACAGCUUUUCUUGGCUGCUGUUCACACCUUCUGCAAACGUUGCUAGAGGCUGAUGUUGGCAGUGACGAAAUGCAGGCUCCUGUCUUAGAUACUGAAGAUGCCUGGGUGGCAGUGGAAGGACCAGUAUCCAUAGUAGAACUGGCCCUCGAGCAGAAGCGCAUUCACUACCCACUUGUUGAACACCAGUUUGUGUUAUGCACGAUCCUGUACGCCAUCAUGAGGUUUUCGCUGAAGAGUGUGAAGCCUCUUUCACUGUUUGAUAGCAAGGGCAAAAAUGCGUUUUUCAAGGACCUUACUUCAAUUCAGCUGCUACCUAGUGGGGAUAUGGAUCCAACUGUGUUAUCUGUACGACAACAAUUCUUGGUCAAAGUUGUGAGUGCAGCGGUUCAAGCGCUGUGUUCAUCACAAAAGGCCAAAGAAGUCUCAGAAGAGGAAUUGUUUCCUUUUGAAAAGGGGAAGAAUUGGCCAACUCUGGCUGUGGACCUGGCUCAGCAUCUUCAAAUCUGUGAGGAUUUGGUCCAAAGGCAUUACGUCUGUGAACUGUAUAGUUAUGGGAUGGAUCAUCUUGGUGAAGAGGCCUUUCAUCAGGUGGCAGACAAAGAAGUACUUGCGUCACAGCUGCUCAUCCUGGCUGGGCAGAGACUGGCCUUCGCUUUACUCCACACACAGAUGAAGGAGGGUAUGGAACUCCUUGCUAGGCUUCCUCCAACACUGUGCACUUGGCUCAAAGCUAUGGACCCCCAGGAACUGCAAAAUGUGGAAGUGCCAAUUGCAACAACAGCUACACUGGUGAACAAAGUAGUCGAGCACUUACCGGAGAACCACGGGCAGUAUGGCCUGGCCCUGAACCUGUGUGAGGCAGCGGCAGCUCUCUCCUCCUGACAUCCUCGCCCAGCCCACUGCUGCUCUUCUGUGCUGUCCUGCAUGAUUUUCACGCAGCGAGGCCAAACUUCACAGAAAGAAACUUCCAUCUGGCUCUCAUUAAACGAGGAAAAGAGCGGUGUUUCCCACCCCAGAAUUUCAGAGGUGGUAAUUAGGAGUGUACGUUAAAUUCCACGCUGGUACACGGGCGUUUCGUUUCCAGUACACUUGUCGGUAUCUCAGAUGCUUUGGUAUUUAUUUCUGACUUCAGCGCUUUCUGCAGUAGCCUAAAUUGGAGCUGUUUGACAGCAGUUUUAGCCUAUUUACCAAGUGACAUCUUGUGGAAUUCUGUAUUUCAUGCCGGCAGUAACUGCUUGGUUUCAGUGUUCCGAGUAUGAUUUGUUUUGCAAACCAAGCCCGAGAGUUACACUCGAGGAAAGCUACAGUCUCUGAGGUCACCAGCCCAUAGUGUUUUUUCCAGAAGCUGUAGAGUUGGUGUUGGGCUCAUGCCUUGGAACUGCAGCGUACGUGGGGCGAGGACUGCACUAGACAAGAGAAUGGGACAUUCUGGGUCCUGACACAAAGGGAGAACAGCCCACCUGAGAAACAGCUUUGGAAGGAGAAUACAGUUCUCCCGACACAAGUACAGGCUCCUCUUUUAGUUCACGUCUCCCAGUUGUUGCCCUUAGAGCGCUGGGCUUCAGCUAAAGCUGGAUUUACAGCCCUUUCCUUUAUUAUUAAGCUCUGCUGAGUUUAAGUAGGUCAAAGAACAUCUUGCUGGAAGGUUGUUCCCCCGUUCUCUCUGUAGAUGUAGUAUGCGCUAAAUCUCUGCACAUGUUAACUUGUAGUCAAAAACUGCUUAAGAAGUUGACCCAACUUCACUGAAGAUACAUAGUAAGGGGUACCUUAGCCUUAAAACCCCAGUUCUAUUUACAGUACCUACAGGGAAUCAUAUAGUGAGUAUCUUCACUAUGGGAGUGGUAUUAAAUGUGAUUAUGUUGCAUCAGUUAGUACUGUUGACUUCCUACAUAAAGGAAGCCAGGAGAGAAAAAUGAAAUUGGUGUAAACUGUUUUUGUCUUAAGUCAGCUGAAAGGACUAGCUCCAUCUUGUAACCUGCUCCUCUUGCAUCAUAUGUAAGAAACAGUCAUCAUAUUCUGCCUUCAGGGAGCCAGAAUUUGGUCUUACCUUUCUCAAGUAUGUGCUGCUGUCAUCUAAGGGUUAGACUCCCCCUAUAAAAACAAUGGUAAAGAAGGGGGCUUGUUAUAUACAGCCUCCUUCCCCUGCUCAGCAGCCCCAGCUCCUAAUCACUGCACUGCCCUCUAGCUGAUGGUUUCUUGGAAGGUUUUGAUACUAAACACUUGACUCCUACAGUGAUACGAGAUCAGAUAGAACAAAGUAGAAUAAGAGUUGUAGUAGGGAAUAAGUGUCCAGCCCUGCUCUCUGUUUUAGGUACUUCUGUACUGAUUUCCAUCACUGAGCUUAAAACAGCUGUAGGGAAGAAAAAAUGGAAGCAGGCAUGAUAGUAGAGGUGACUUUACCACUUCUGAAGUGACUUCAGCACUUCAAACUUCUGCAGAACUGGGAAUGCUAGAGAUCAUGGAACCUGAGAAGAACCAAACCCCUUUGAGUUGCAUUACAUUCCUGUAUCCUGGUACAGCUGUGUAAAGGAUUUUAUGGUAAUUGAGUAUCAUGUCAGAGCUGACACACUACACCAAUCAAAUCUGUAAUGUAUUGUAAGUAAUACUCUGUAUAUAGUGCUAUUUUGUGUCUAAUUUGCUGUGGAUUUGUGUAAAUUGAUUAAAUAAAAUUUGAGGUUUCA